UAAACUUAAUUUAAAGACAGCAAAAAGAAGAAGAAAACUGUGAGGUUGGAUGGAAGAAGAGAGAAUUGGUUAUCUGAUUGAAAAAUGCCCAGAUACACGCGUCAUCCGUCAAAUCCACGCGCAUGUUCUCACUCGCCUCCUUCCUAUCUCCGCCGUAUCCUUCCUCCUCUCGAAAAUAGUUGGGUUUUGUGCUCUUUCUCGCCAUGGAGAUAUCAAUCAUGCUCGCAAAGUUUUCGCUCAAACCCCCAACCCUAACAUCUUCUCUUGGAAUUCCCUUAUUCGGGGUUAUUAUCUUGUCGGAAGCCAAUCGAAGGUGCCCCUUUUUUUAUAUAAAGAAUUGGUCAGAAAAGGGUAUCCUUCUGCUAAUACGUUUACCCUGGCUUUCGUGCUUAAGGCUUGCUCCAAUAUUUUGGCUUUCGAUGAGGGAAGACAGGUUCAUGCCCGUGUGUUUCGAUCUGGGUUUGGCUCGAACCAGUUUGUUCAAACGGGGUUACUGAAUUUUUAUGCGAAAUGUGAAGAUAUUGGGCUGGCGGAGAAAGUGUUCGAUGAAAUUCACGAGAGAAAUGUGAUAGCAUGGAGUACGAUGAUAAGUGGCUAUGCUAUGAUGGGAUUGGUCAAUAAGGCGUUUGGUGCGUUUAGGGAAAUGCAAACCUCGAAUGUUGUUCCUGAUAAGGUAACAAUGGUGAGUGUGAUUUCUGCAUGUGCUAUGGCAGGGGCACUAGAUAUUGGUAGGUGGAUUCAUGCGUAUAUCGAGAAGCACAUGAUUGAGACUGAUAUUAUGCUUAGUACUGCACUUGUUAACAUGUAUGCCAAGUGUGGAUGCAUUGAAAAAGCUAAAGAAAUUUUCAAGGGCAUCCCAGUAAAAGACCAUAAAGCUUGGAGUUCAAUGAUUGUUGGAUUGGCAGUUCACGGCUUAGCAGAGGAGGCUUUGGAAGCAUUUUCUAGGAUGGAGGAAUCCAAGGUUACACCUAGUCAUGUUACCUUUAUUGGCGUUUUAUCUGCUUGUGCCCAUGGUGGACUUGUUUCUGAGGGUAGGAGAUAUUGGUCAAGCAUGAUUGAAUUAGGAAUUGAACCAUCAAUAGAGCAUUAUGGUUGUAUGGUUGAUCUUCUCUGUCGGGCCAGCCUUGUUGGUGAGGCUUGCAAUUUUGUUCAAACAAUGCCUUUCUCUCCAAAUCCAGUAAUUUGGCGAACAUUACUCAUUGGUUGCCAGAAGAAUAAGAUGUUGCAUAAAGGUGAAGUCGCAGGCGAGCAACUUCUUGCGUUAGAACCAUCUAAUCCAGAGAAUUAUACUCUGCUCUCAAAUUUCUAUGCAUCAGUUGCACAGUGGGAGAAGAUGAGUCAUGUGAGAAAGAUGAUGAAGGAAAGGGGCAUGAAGGUAGUGCCUGGGUGUGCAUCAAUUGAAAUUGAUGGCUUUGUUCAUGAGUUUGUGAUGGGAGAUUGGCAUCAUCCCGAGGCAAAGGACAUAAGACAGGCUUUGAGGGUUAUUGCUGAGCGAGUUAGUGAUGCUGGGCAUGAACCACAGGUUUCUGAUGUGUUGCACAAUGUUGGUAAUGAAGAGAAAGGAAUUUAUUUGUGUGAGCAUAGUGAGAGGCUUGCUAUUGCUUAUGGAAUUUUAAAGACGAAAGCACCAAGGCCAAUUAGAAUAGUAAAGAAUCUAAGAGUUUGCAUCGAUUGUCAUGAAGUGACAAAGAUCAUCAGUAAAAUCUAUGAGCGUGAAAUAAUUGUUAGAGAUCGUGUUCGGUUCCAUAAGUUUGUAGAUGGUUCUUGCUUUUGCAAGGAUUAUUGGUGAUUCAAACAUGAUCCAGAUUCUUAUUGACAGUGGUAGCACAGUGGGAGUGUUGCAUUAUCCGGCUUCCAGACAUAUGAGAAUUCCUGAGGCUAAGCUGAGAGAAGGGGGGCAUAUCUCCGACUUCGCAAAUCAACCAAUGACAGUGGUUAGAUAAAUUAAACUAAUGGUAACAUUAAACUAAUGGUAACCAUGGCAACGAUGAGCAAACAGUGACAAUGGAAGCUUAAUUUCUAAUAGCUUAUCAAUCUUCGGGAGACCCCUGAUGAGGAAGGCUAAGCUGAUUCUAGCAACAUUUAACCAGAUUGUUAAAUUUCCAACCCCUUGCGGCACAAGGUACAUGAAGGAUUGUAAUAUUAUCUUGCAUAACAUUUUUUUUUAUUAAUAAUUUUAUUUUAAUAAGAAAAAUGGAGAUUAUGAACA
Molecule: messenger RNA, 2209 nt
Organism: Gossypium arboreum
Lineage: Eukaryota; Viridiplantae; Streptophyta; Magnoliopsida; Malvales; Malvaceae
Product: pentatricopeptide repeat-containing protein At1g59720, chloroplastic/mitochondrial-like
Exons: 2
Coding region: 50-1789 (579 amino acids)
Biological process (GO): RNA modification
Molecular function (GO): protein binding; RNA binding; zinc ion binding
Source: RefSeq, a predicted model, not a curated record